Molecule: messenger RNA, 3026 nt
Organism: Anthonomus grandis grandis
Lineage: Eukaryota; Metazoa; Arthropoda; Insecta; Coleoptera; Curculionidae
Product: podocan-like protein 1
Exons: 5
Coding region: 496-2754 (752 amino acids)
Molecular function (GO): protein binding
Source: RefSeq, a predicted model, not a curated record
AGGAGAGCAACAAUCAUCCAUUAGUUUAUCGAAACUUAACGAACAAGAACCGGAUAAAUAUUUUUUAGCGUAACGGACGUACAUGGUUUUACAUUUGUUUUUGCAUAUCCCUGUAGUUGCGUGUGAAUCAUGACAUUAUUCUAAUAAACAUAAUAGUGCUUGUUGUGGUGAAAAUCGUUUGUUAGCUACCUUGAAAGUGUUGUAAUAUAGUAUCCAUCAGGUAGGUCGGUGGAUAGGUCGAAGGGGUGCAAUUGACUGGCCUCCCCGGUCACCCGACUUGACUCCUUUAGACUUUUUUCUGUGAGGACACAAAAAGUAAAAUGUAUAGCACACCACUUUCAUUAGAAGACCUGGGGAGACGAAUUAUUGAUUUUCGUUGCGAAGUGACCCCGCAAGUUCUUCAGAAUUUUCGAGAACGGUUUGACGCUAAUUUGUAUUACUGUAUGGAAGUUGGUGGGCAACAUUGUUAGCAUUUGCUUGAUUUAUUCGGUCUACAUGGAUUUAUAUUGGUAUAUAUUGGUAACAUGUUUCUGCUGUACCUAUAUGUUGCCUAGUCUGGCUUUCAAUGGUGAAUUGGCAGAAAAAGAAUGUCCAGACGAGUGCGAUUGUCAUUAUUUUCGCAUCAACUGGGUGACGGACUGUUCAAAUAGCAAUUUGACGGAAAUUCCUUACGAUGAACUUAGCAUGGAUGUAUACAUUUUGGAUUUAAACGAUAAUUUAAUAUCCGAAGUUGAGCCUUUCCCGCCUGACAUCAAAAUUAGACGGCUACAAAUGGCGGAUAAUCUCAUGACGGAGCUUAAAAAAGAGUCGUUUAGAGGUCUAACCUACCUUAUUGAUGCUGAUUUUUCAGAGAAUAGGAUAAAGAGAAUUGAUACCGACCUCUUUCCUGACUCUGCUGGCUUUAUCACCUUGGAGCUGCAAAACAACCCAUUAGAACCUGUUGAUGGACCAUUUUUAGCCAUAAGCACUUUAUUGUAUCUAGAUAUAAGUAAUUGUAGCUUACAAUAUUUAAAUGACCAAUUCUUUGAAAAUAUAUCAGCUCUUACAACAUUAGAUUUAUCGGAUAAUCCAUUUACUAUUUUAGAAACGAGAGCUUUUGAAAAUCUAACCAGCCUAGAAACCCUAAAACUAAAUAACUGUAAUUUAUCAUAUAUUGGAGAUAACACCUUUAAAGCACUAGAUAACUUGAAAAAUUUGGAGCUUAGUUUAAAUCAUUUUUCACAUCAAAUGAAUUGGGAUAUAGUACUUGCAAAUCUACCUUUACUAGAAAAUUUUGAUUUGAGGAAUUCAAAUGUUCAUUCGCUAACUGACACAAUGUUUUUCAAUAAUCACUAUAUAAGGGUAUUGGUUCUAGCAGAAAAUCCUCUCUCUGACAUUGAUGUAGGGCUCACUAUUAAAGUGUUAUCUAACUUGGAAGUUCUCGAUUUAUCUUAUUGCAAUUUGACAAUUCCUUUAUCGGAAGACACUUUUGCAAAUGUUACUAGGAUUCGAAGUUUAUAUCUCUCGGGAAAUACAUUAUUUGCAUCCGAUUUACUGGUGGCCUUAUCACCUCUUACAAACUUGCAGAAGUUAUCUUUGAGCAACUGUGAUUUACGGCGAUUGCCAGAUACGUUCCAUAAAUUUAAAAGUCUACAGGAAUUAGACAUAUCUUAUAAUCCGUUAAACGAUGCAUUUGUAAAACUCUUGACACCUCUUGAAACAUUAGAAUAUUUGAAUAUGGGAUAUAGUAAUUUAUCUCAUAUUGCUCCGACAUCGUUUUCUAAAAUGACAUCAAUGCGGCGCCUUAUUUUAUCUGGAAAUGAUCUCAAUAAUUUAGAAGCUGGUCUCUUUACUAAUUUGACCCAUUUAGAAAGUCUUGAACUUAAUAAUUGUGGAUUACGUCGACCGCUUAAUGCUACUUUAUUUUUUAACAACUUUACGUACACAGAUUUGACAGAGCUUCAAUUAGCAGGAAACCCUCUUCGGGUAUCAAAAACAGGUCCGCUUCUUCCCAAACAACUUUCCAGAUUAUUGACUCUAGAUUUAAGUAAAUGCAACUUGACUUUUUUACCUCCUGAUGCAUUUUUUUGGACUCGAAACAUAACUACUUUAAUAUUGGCUGGAAAUUACUUUAGUUCUCCUAAUGCUUUUCAUUUUUUGGAGCUUUUACCAAAUCUUGAAGUGCUUGAUUUAACAUAUAACAAUUUAUCGACCUUCUCACCCAGAGAAAUUGAGUUUAAUAAAAAUUUAAAUAAACUAAAAUUAAUUGGAAAUCCAUGGAAAUGUGAUUGUUCAGUUGCAGAUUUAUGGGACUGGGCACACAUGGAAAAAGGUGAUUUAAGUGUUCUGGAGGGUUCGACAAUAGGAGCCGCUGAUCUUACAGUUGGAAAGCAUAAAAGAAAACGUCUUCUUGUCUGCAAAUAUGAUGAAAAAAUUGGGUUCCCUUUAAUUAUGAAUAAAACUGUUGCUGGUAGGAAACCGUUUAAACAUUCUCAAAGAACUAUACUAGCUUCGAACCGAACAUGGGCGAAAUACGUGAGAGAAUCAGGCUGCGAGCCAUCUCCGAAUUUCUUUUUGUCUAGAUCUUCCAGAUCUAUAGAAUCUCGAGGAUAUGUAAAUGCAGAAGGGAUUACAAUGCCCUUAGCGGAACAUCUUGAAAACACUUGGUCUUCGGCAGCUCUUAAUGCAGUUGCUGUAUACGCCUUCGUUAUGGCAGUUAUUGGGGCUUUGAUUCUUGUUACAAGAAGAUUAGCUUUUGUGACUAACUCAAACUAAGGAAAUACAUUUUAUGUUUGUAUAAGGGGUUUUGAAGGCCCCAAUGCUCGAACCAUUGGGUAGUAUAAAAUUGUUUGAUUUGACCCUUGUGAUAAAUAAUAUAAAUGUAUUAGGAAUUAACUUGUCACCGACUAUUUAGUCAGAUAAAAAGACAUUUUAGCAUUAGCGUAAAAGUAAUGAAAAAGUUUUAAAAAGAUUAUUAUUAAAUAUGUAUUUUAACAUAAUUAUUUAUUGUUAUCAUACAUGAAGGUUAUAAUAAAAAAAUAUUUGUA